Messenger RNA from Lathyrus oleraceus (garden pea), 1059 nucleotides. RefSeq lists its product as uncharacterized. The transcript has 2 exons. The record is from RefSeq and is a predicted model, not a curated record. Lineage: Eukaryota; Viridiplantae; Streptophyta; Magnoliopsida; Fabales; Fabaceae. The coding region runs from base 1 to 1059 and encodes 352 amino acids.
AUGGUCAACCGACAGCAGGAUGCUGAUCAAAUCGUCGAUCAACACCGACAAGAAGACUUGGCGGUGGAAAAUAAUUUGACAACUAUUGUCGAAAGGAUUAUGGCUAAAAAUGGCAUGGGUGUCACGUUACAAAGGCCAUUAUACAUUUCCCCAUUAGCUGAGUUUAUUCUCCAAGCCGAGGCGCCAAAGGGGAUGAAAGUACCUAAGUACACUAAAUUUGGGGGAGAGUCUGGUGAAUCGACAAUAAAGCAUGUCGCCAGAUACUUAACAGAGUCAGGGGAUUUAGCUCAUAAUGAAUGCUUAAGAGUAAAAAACUUCCCUUCCUCUCUGACCAAGGCAGCCUUCACAUGUUUGGCGGAAUUGUCUAGUAUUAAGAGAAGGUUCGCUGAGAGUAUAGAUGAUUAUCUAAAUCGUUUUAGGUCUUUAAAGGCUAGGUGCUUCACACAAGUGCCAGAACAUGAACUAGUUCAAAUGGCCGCAGAAGGUUUAGAUUAUUCCAUUAGGAAGAAGAUAGAUCCAACCUUUGUGAAAAGUAUGUCACAACUAGCUGAUAGAGUCCGACAUCUAGAACGAUUGAGGAUAGAAAAAAUUAGGCACAUUAAAUCUAAGAAAGAAAAGGUAGUGUUUGUCGAAUACGACGCGACAGACCCAACACGUGAGGCCGAUUAUGCCUCAUCGACCGAAUUAGAAAUCGACGUGGCCGAACUGAAGUCAGGGUUCGCUUAUGAGUGUCGCUCAUUGCUGCCUGCGCAAGGCAAGAAUCCUGUCGAAAACAACCCAAAAUUCCCUUCGAAAACUUACACUUUCGACGUGUCGAAGUGUGAGGAAAUUUUUGACUUAUUAGUCAAAGACGGGCAGAUGGUGGUGCCUCCUGGUACUAAAAUACCACCGUUGGAACAAAGACAGAAAAGAGGGUUUUGUAAAUAUCACAACUAUAUUGGUCAUAACACCUCUAAUUUUUACCUUUUCAGGGAUUUGGUUCAAAAAGCAAUCCAAGAAGGCAGGCUGAAAUUUGUUGGCCGCAAGAUGAAGAUCGACACUGAUCCUUUGCACCAGUAG